AUGGUCCAGGCCAAACUCCAUCUUGUAUGCCAGGGACUCAUCACCGGUAACUACCAGCAGUUCCUUUCAUUGAUGUUUGCUGUCUCUGAGGUCAAUAAGGAUUUUCUUCUCCUCCCCAACAUCUCCCUUGGCUUCCACAUCUAUGGCCAUUUUCAGAGGGAGAUUGAGAUUUCCUUAAAAAGCUUCUCCAUACUCUCCUCACGAGGCCAAGUGGUUCCAGGUUACAAAUGUGACCUGCAGGACACUCUGCUGUCCGUCAUUGGUGGUCUCAGUGCCAAGUCCUCAAGGCUGAUGGCCUCCAUCUUCAGCAUCUUUAAGGUCCCACAGAUUCUUCCCUAUUUGAGCAAUGUGCAGUUCAACAACAGUGCUGGAGAUGAAGUCUCCUUCUCAGAAGAUGGACUGGGAUCUGCUCGUUAUGAUCUUCUCAACUGGCUUUUCCUCCCCAAUCAAUCUUUUGUCCCCAUGAAGGUUGGGCAAGUAAAUCCUGAUGCUCCUCCAGGCCAGGAUUUCACCAUUAAAUCUGGUGGAAUCGUUUGGGCCACAAAGGUGAGCUGCAAGGAAAUGUUGAAAGUUCAGAGAAAGAUUCAUUCUCUUCCUGAGAUGCAGAAUAUCUUUCUAACUGGAAAAUAA
Molecule: messenger RNA, 630 nt
Organism: Pantherophis guttatus
Lineage: Eukaryota; Metazoa; Chordata; Lepidosauria; Squamata; Colubridae
Source: RefSeq, a predicted model, not a curated record